CCGUCCACUUCGCACUAUCAUGUUACGUUGUGUAUUUAUUGUUCUAGCCGUAUUGGCGAGCAUUAGCCGGGCUGCGAAUAUUCUGUACAUUGAUGGAGUGGCAUCACCGAGCCAUUUUAUUUGGCACAAAGCUUUGAUCCACGGACUAGCAUCGAAAGGUCAUAAUGUGACGGUAUUGAGUGUCGAUAUUGAAGACAUCUCAAAACCAAAUAUAACAUACAUUAAAAUAGAAGGAGUUUAUGAAUUUUUCUAUGAAGACAGUGGAGAAAAUUUUGUUGACUUUUUCGAAAUGGGUCAAAUGAGUCCUUUUUCCGUCCUAUGGUUGUUUAAUGAAUACUCAACGCAAGGCUGUAAAUUAUCGUUAAAAUCGAAAGGUCUACGGCAGUUGAUGGACUAUCCAGAUGACUUCAGUGUCGAUUUGAUUAUUAGUGAUUACCUUAACGGGCCAUGUUUGGCUUCCGUAGCUCAGCAUAAAUUCGGUCGGCCGCCAUUCAUAACGGCUACUGCAUUUCAUGGACUGACCACGACAACUACAAUGUCUGGUGCCUAUUCGUACUCUGGAUCGGUUCCAAAUCACGAGUUUAACACUCCUCAGAGUAUGAACUAUUGCCAGCGUUUCAUGAACUUUCUCUACAACCAUUGGGAAGAACUUUUGAAGACGUAUGAAUUUACUCCUGCCAUAGAUAAAAUGGUUCGCGAGGUGGUUCCAGAUAUCCCAUACGUCGGAGAACUUGAGAAGGAUACUCGUCUCAUUCUGCUAAACGCAAACCCAGUCAUUCAGUACUCGGAAGCGUCGAUGCCAAAUGUAAUCCCCGUUGGUGGAAUGCAGAUUGUCAAACCAAAAGAACUUCCCGACGACCUGAUGAAGGUCGUUGAGAACGCUAAGAACGGUGCCAUUUUGUUCUCUCUCGGAACCAACGUCCGUAGUGAUACGCUCGGAAACGAACGAAUAAUUGAGAUUCUAAAUGCCAUGGGCCAAGUUCCAGAAUAUCAGUUUCUGUGGAAAUUCGAAUCGGACACCAUGCCAAUGGAAGUGCCAAAGAAUGUUUACAUUAGAAAAUGGAUGCCUCAGAACGAUUUGCUGGCACAUCCAAAUCUCAAACUUUUCAUCACCCACAGUGGACUUCUGAGUACACAGGAAGCGAUUUGGAAUGGGGUACCAAUUAUUGGAUUUCCGGUAUUUGCCGACCAACAUCAAAAUAUCAAUUACUGCAUCGAACAAGGUGUGGGUAAAAGGCUGUCCAUUAAGAAUGUGAAGAGCAGCGAGCUCGUCAACGCUAUUCGAGAGCUAAUGACGGACCGACGAUAUCACGAGAACAUGUCCUUCUUAUCGAAGCUCUUCCGGGAUCAGAAAGAGUCACCUUUGGAACGUGCCAUGUGGUGGGUGGAAUGGGUACUUCGUAACCCCUCGACACAUAUUCUGCAAUCUAACGCAGUUCAGUUGGACUGGCUCGUGAAAUAUUCAUUCGAUGUGAUUGUGCCUCUCGUGUUGAUGGGCGUGAUUGUGUUAUCAGUAUUAGUUAAGAUUGUACGAUUUGUGCUGUACAGGAAAGGGAAGCAGACGAAAACUAAGAGUGAAUAAAACCGGAUAAAGAUGUUAUUCCAUAAUCGUUGGAUUCUACAAGUGUAGCCCACCAUAAUUUGAUGUCGUUGUGCAUCUGUUUUAUAAACCAUAAGUAAACGGCAAAAAAACUCGUUAAAUUGGGCAAAGAUGACUU
Ochlerotatus camptorhynchus is the source of this 1718-nucleotide messenger RNA. Its product is annotated as UDP-glycosyltransferase UGT5-like. Gene Ontology annotation, molecular function: UDP-glycosyltransferase activity. NCBI's taxonomy places the organism in Eukaryota, Metazoa, Arthropoda, Insecta, Diptera, Culicidae. The coding region runs from base 20 to 1582 and encodes 520 amino acids. The record is from RefSeq and is a predicted model, not a curated record. The transcript has 3 exons.